Actinia tenebrosa (Australian red waratah sea anemone) is the source of this 893-nucleotide messenger RNA. Its product is annotated as kelch domain-containing protein 3. Gene Ontology annotation, molecular function: chromatin binding; protein binding. The record is from RefSeq and is a predicted model, not a curated record. Gene Ontology annotation, cellular component: cytoplasm. Lineage: Eukaryota; Metazoa; Cnidaria; Anthozoa; Actiniaria; Actiniidae.
CGCUUUGCGUGGGCUCAAUACAGUAGAAGCAACGAUCAAGAACGACUCAUUUUCGAAGUCUCCCUUCAAUUUUGCUUCGUUUUCCAAAGCAUAAACUUUAUAUGAGCAUUAUAUCGCUUGGUAUUUCGACUAUGAUAUUGUGAGACGUUCGUGAAGCAGUAAAAAUGGCUCUACAUUGGAUACAACAAGUAGAAGGAGGGCCAAGAAGGGUGAACCACGCCGCGAUAUCUGUACGUGACAGAUUCAUCUUUAGUUUCGGUGGCUACUGUACUGGAGAAGACUAUUUUAUUAUCGACAAACUAGACGUUCACAUCUUUGAUAUAGUAACAUGUAGAUGGACCAAAUUCCCUACCCCUAGUAGAACUGACGAGCAAUAUGACUGUGUGCCGUACAUGCGUUAUGGACACAGCGCUGCAGUUAUAAAUGACGUGGCAUAUAUUUUUGGUGGAAGGAAUGAUAAAUAUGGAGCUUGCAACACACUUUACUGCUUUGAUACAAGGACAUUAACUUGGUCCAAACCUCAAACCUAUGGCUACCCUCCUGCAGCAAGAGAUGGUCAUACUGCAUGUGUCAUUGAACAAAAAAUGUAUAUUUUUGGUGGAUAUGAAGAAGAGGUACAGUAUUUUUUAAAAGGAACUACCUGUACAAAAGGGAAUCUGAAAAUUCCUAAGUCAAUAAGCGUUCUAUGGCUCACCUCCCCUCAAUCGAUCAGCUGCCACAUCACUACUCUAGUAGUAUAGGGAAUGGGGGUUCUAGCGCAGUGACCACACGAGGAUUUCCCGUUUAAAGUCACUAACCCGUGUUUGCGUAGCCCUCAUUCCCUAUGAGACCCCCAGGAUUACCCGUGGGGGUAACAGCGCACUCGAAAUAUGUUAGUUUACGCCAGGAUUACC